Lontra canadensis (Northern American river otter) is the source of this 401-nucleotide messenger RNA. RefSeq names its product complement component receptor 1-like protein. The transcript is spliced from 3 exons. NCBI's taxonomy places the organism in Eukaryota, Metazoa, Chordata, Mammalia, Carnivora, Mustelidae. The annotation marks the transcript as partial. The record is from RefSeq and is a predicted model, not a curated record. Gene Ontology annotation, biological process: negative regulation of complement activation, classical pathway.
GUCGGUGCAAAGCCCCGGAACACCUUCCAUUUGCCAAGCUGGCAAAUGCUACGGACGAGUAUGAGUUUCCCAUCGGGACAUUUCUGAAGUAUGAGUGCCGCCCUGGUUACUAUGGGAGAGGGUUCUUUAUCACCUGCCUACCCAACUCGGUCUGGUCAAGUGCCGAAAACAAGUGUCAGCGGAGAUCAUGUGGAACUCCUCCAGAACCCGCCAAUGGCAAAAUGACUGUAAACGGAGAUGCCCGGUUUGGAUCAACUGUUAAUUACGCCUGUAAUGAAGGAUACCGACUUAUUGGUAAGACCUCUAUUGCAUGCAUCAUCUCAGGCAAGACUGUCACCUGGGAUGACGACCCACCUAUUUGUGAGAGUGAGUUGAAAUAGUCCUUGUUCUUACCUUUUCCA